AUGUCUCUUCCCGUCGCCAUUCAAUCCGCCGUUUUCUACAUUCUCGCCUGCACACCAUGCGCCAAGGUCCGACAUCGACAAAAGGUCCGCGAGCAAUCGAAGAAGGAACGCGAGGAGAAGGCAAGAAUAGUGGGAGAACAACCGGACGUCUACCAGCAUCCUUCGCCAUUCAACACAAACCCCUACUGGCAGCAGGAGAUUAGCAUGGGACCAGCUUUACCAAAGAAAUCAGCCAGCAAGAACUCCAGUCAGCGCGGCCUUACUAGCCAAGGCGGCGAAAGUAGUGCACUCAGUGUAUCCGAGCAAACGUUUCAAGGUGGAAGCCGUAUUGAUUUUGGCGCUAGCAAUUCCGUCAUUGCUGAAGAGGACAGCAUCUCCGACGACUGGAACAGACGGCAUGGAUAUCAACGUGAGGACGAGGAGCUAUGGGGACGCCAAAAAUUCAUGGACGCCAUAUCAAAAGCGCGAGAUUCUGCUGGACGACUGAUCGAGUCUACACUGGGUCUUGAGAAGGACGUCACCGAACAACAACGACACGACUUUUACUUCCCUAAGAACCCACCCAUUAACGAAUAUCAUCCUCCCGUUGUCAGCAGCAAGAUCCCUUCGCGAACUGCUCAUCAAUGGAUGCUACAGCCCCCGCCAUCGGCAAAGGUCAUGGAGGGCAAGGUGCCCGUUAGCCGGGCCGGUAGCUCCGGCAGCAAGUCGAGUGGCAGGACCCUGGUCGGAGAGGAUAUUCAGCUCGGCCGUCUUGUCCACGAGAAGUUGUUCAUGGAGAAGUUGAAGAAGGAGAACAGCAACCCUACCGAAACCGAACUCAUCGAAUCCCUCUUCCUGAACCGUACGAGCCCGUCUCUAUCUAAAAACCGAACCCGAAGCCUCUCAUUCGAAACAUCCGACGACUCACUCGACAGUGGCUUUGCCAAGCGAAAGACUAGACUCCGACCCGUUGCCGCUCCUCCAGGAUACGAUUCUUCAGAUGAUUCAGAUUCAGAUGCGCCCAUGCCAUUUUCCCAAAGUGCUAUGAACCUGAGCGCCCGCCGUACACCCUCCGGGGCCGCUCAUGCCGCUCGCCGGCCCAAGCUUGAGACCAUUAUGAGCACAUCUGGCACAGCCACCCGAAUGUCUUCAAAGCGAUCAAAGCGACAAAGGUCCACUCGAUCCAAGAGACUCUCAGGUGCUGCAUCCCCUGUUGGCGAUGAUUCUGACUAG
Molecule: messenger RNA, 1212 nt
Organism: Fusarium sp. VM40
Lineage: Eukaryota; Fungi; Ascomycota; Sordariomycetes; Hypocreales; Nectriaceae
Source: the annotation of a GenBank genome assembly